This is a messenger RNA of Helianthus annuus (common sunflower), 1098 nucleotides long. RefSeq lists its product as uncharacterized. Lineage: Eukaryota; Viridiplantae; Streptophyta; Magnoliopsida; Asterales; Asteraceae. Bases 1 to 1098 code for a protein of 365 amino acids. The record is from RefSeq and is a predicted model, not a curated record. The transcript has 4 exons.
AUGGCAUCUAAUUCUUGGUGGUCCUCGGGUUAUUCGGACGAAGAGGAGAUGAUUUUCGCAAACACUGUGGUAAAGGCGGCGCAGAUUCUUAUGGAGGAGGAUGAGGAAGAGGAAGACGACUCGUCUGAAAGCGUUAUUACCAGACAAAUACGGGUUAACAGAGACCGCGAAGCGCACGAGAAAUUGGUGAACGAUUAUUUUUCGGAUGUACCCCUUUACAAUGCCGACAUUUUCAGACGAAGGUUCCGAAUGAGUCGCCAAUUAUUCACACGGAUUGCUGAUGAUUUGGCGGAGGUAGACCCAUUUUUCACGCAACGACCCGAUGCUCGGAAUUAUGAAGGGUUCACCAUGUUACAAAAGUGUACUGCGGCCAUUCGCCAACUGGCGUAUGGGACAGUGGCCGACGCUUUGGACGAGUACUCACAGAUGUCGGCAAGAACUACGCGGGAAUGUUUGUAUCGGUUUUGCCAUAAUGUGGUGAAACUGUAUAGCAAAAAAUAUUUGCGGAAACCAAACGCGUAUGAUGUUCAACAGUUGUACCAAGCUCAUGAAGCAUGGCACGGGUUUCCGGGAAUGCUUGGUAGCAUUGAUUGUAUGCAUUGGGCGUGGCAUAACUGCCCGACUGCGUGGCGCGGCCAAUACACGCGAGGUUCACUCAACGACCUCAACGUGUUAUACCAAUCGGCGAUCUUUAGCGAUGUCGUUAAUGGCACCGGUCCGGACACCCGUUUUACAGUUUCUGGGGUUGAGUAUAGACGCGGAUAUUAUCUUGCUGACAGAAUAUAUCCGUCUUGGGCCAUCAUUCAACAACCGGCACGUGCGUUCACACCGAAGAGGUUGCGCCUUUGUAUGUAUGCUUGCCUUUUGCUCCAUAACAUGAUUAUUGAAGACAAAGGUCGGACGAUUUGUGAGUAUGAUGAGAAUGCAUCUUACGGGAAUACUGUCCCGGUAGAGCCGACGCAACAGGAUUUAAACUCGUUCGUGCUAACCAACGACUACACGCAUGCAAACCUUCAACAAGAUUUGGUAGAACAUAUAUGGAACAACGCAAACGACGUGGACGGUGACGAAGAUGAAGACGAAGACGAAGACGAGUAG